Messenger RNA from Pseudoliparis swirei, 2091 nucleotides. It is a transcript of the gene dnaaf10, whose product is annotated as dynein axonemal assembly factor 10. NCBI's taxonomy places the organism in Eukaryota, Metazoa, Chordata, Actinopteri, Perciformes, Liparidae. Gene Ontology annotation, molecular function: ubiquitin binding. The coding region runs from base 322 to 1398 and encodes 358 amino acids. The transcript is spliced from 8 exons. The record is from RefSeq and is a predicted model, not a curated record.
UACACGCCUGUAGUGGAGAAAUAAUUAAUACUCGUGUUGUAAAUUAUAGGAUACGUUUCAUUCGGGUGUGAUGAUUUAGUUUAGUGUAAUACGAUAUCCAUAUGUAGUAUAUGUGUGUUUAAAUAUGUGGAUAUUACACUUUAACGAACUACAUUUCGUCAGGCAUCUCUUCAGACAGCCUCACGUUCAGCUCAGCUGUAGGAAGAACGGAAGGCCCCAUUUGUUUUGAACUGCGAGCUGGACGUGGACCUUUCUCUAGAAAACUUUUACCAGAACCUUUUUUCACACAUUAUUAAUAAUAUAACUAUUAAUAUUAUUAAGAUGUCGUCGCCUCUCGCGAAGCCUCAGAUCAUCGCGCACAUCCAGAAGAGUUUGAACUACACGGUGUUCGACAGUAAGUGGAUCCCGAGGAGCGCGCGCUUCGUCUGUUUGGGGAACUUCGCCCGGGGAACCGGAGUGAUGCAGAUCUACGAGCUGCAGCACGGAGAGGCGGUGCUCCUCAAGGAGGUGGAGAAACCUAAAGCCAUAAAGUGUGGGACAUUCGGGGCCACCUCUCUGCAACACAGACACAUCGCCACCGGGGACUUUGAGGGAAAUCUCAACAUAUGGAACCUGGAGACGCCCGACGUGUCGGUGUACACGGUGAGAGCCCACAGAGAGAUCGUGAACAGCAUCGACGGCGUCGGCGGCCUGGGCAUCGGAGACGGCGCCCCCGAGAUCGUCACCGGGAGCAGAGACGGGACAGUCAAAGUGUGGGAUUCCAGACAGAAGGAUUCGCCCGUGGCCAACAUGGAGCCCGGGGAGGGAGAAGCCAAGAGGGACUGCUGGACCGUUGCUUUUGGCCACGCCUACAACGACCAGGACCGCUGCGUGUGCGCCGGCUACGACAACGGGGACAUCAAACUCUUUGACCUGCGGAACAUGGCCGUCCGGUGGGAGACCAACAUCAAGAACGGGGUGUGCUGUGUGGAGUUCGACAGGAGGGACGUGGACAUGAACAAGAUGGUGGCCACCUCCCUGGAGGGGAAGUUCCACGUCUUCGACAUGCGGACGCAGCACCCGGCCAACGGCUUCGCCUCCGUCUCUGAAAAGGCUCACAAGUCGACCAUCUGGCAGGUGAAGCAUUUGCCCCAGAACCGAGACGUGUUCAUGACAGCAGGAGGCGCCGGUAACCUCCACCUGUGGAAGUACAACUACCCGGCUCAGAGGAGCAAGGAGGACGCGGACGGCGUGCCGGAGGGCGUGGCCGGCGCCGUCAGCCUGCUGCAGAACGCCACGCUGUCCACGCAGCCAAUCGCCAGCCUGGACUGGAGCCCCGACAAGCAGGGCCUGUGCCUGUGCUCCGGCUUCGACCAAUCGGUGCGCGUGCUCAUCGUCACCAAGCUCAACACCGUGUGACGGAGGAGCGACGCGGAGGAGCAGAUCAGGGGAGUAGAUGGGGAGGAGUAGAUCAGGAAGGAGUAGAUCAGGAGGAGCGACCGGGAGGAGUAGAUCAGGAAGGAGUUGAUCGGGAGGAGCGACCGAGAGGAGUAGAUCAGGAGGAGCGACUGGGAGGAGUAGAUCAGGAGGAGUAGAUCAGGAGGAGCGACCGGGAGGAGUAGAUCAGGAAGGAGUUGAUCGGGAGGAGCGACCGAGAGGAGUAGAUCAGGAGGAGCUGCGCGGAGGAGCGGCGGGGAGGAGCAGAUCAGGGGAGUAGAUGGGGAGGAGUAGAUCAGGAAGGAGUAGAUCAGGAGGAGCGACCGGGAGGAGUAGAUCAGGGCAGUAGAUGGGGAGGAGUAGAUCAGGAAGGAGUUGAUCGGGAGGAGCGACCGAGAGGAGUAGAUCAGGAGGAGCGACUGGGAGGAGCGACCGCGAGGAGUAGAUCAGGAGGAGAAGAUCAACGUUCAUGUAAACAUUUUAUUUCAUGAACUCGAGGAUCUUGUUGUUGUUGUCCCUUAAACAUGUGCAGCGCUCGACUGAGUUAUGAUUAUUAUUAUUGUUAUUCUUUUUAUUACAUGUAUUGGGAGAAACCAAUAAUUCUUGUAUUUCUGUAUCUUUUGUUGCACUUUUGAAGUUGUUUUUAUUGAGAAAUUAAAAGUGCCUUUUGGAGAA